AUGGUGAAAUCAAUUCGAGAUGGAAAGUCGAUCGACUUCAAUGCGAUCGCUCCAAGAUUGAACGCUCCAACUCAAACUGAAGCUGUUGCAAGAGAAACAGAGAUGGCCCAAAACAAGAUUCUCUAUUCUGCAAAGCUCGACGAGAAUAUGCAAAGAUCAGCCUACUUCAAAACAAACCAGCAAACUGUGAAGUCAAACAUCAUGCUCAAGUUUGUGACAAAGGCAAUGGAUAUCAAGCUUCCAGGUGAAGCCAAUUUCACAACUACUCUUGAAGAUCCAAUCAAACUCUUGAAACAUAUUGAACAAUUCAUGAAGAAGAGCGCCGAUGCUGGGUAUGACUUCUUGUGA
Molecule: messenger RNA, 348 nt
Organism: Cylindrotheca closterium
Lineage: Eukaryota; Bacillariophyta; Bacillariophyceae; Bacillariales; Bacillariaceae
Source: the annotation of a GenBank genome assembly